Molecule: messenger RNA, 3156 nt
Organism: Leishmania braziliensis MHOM/BR/75/M2904
Lineage: Eukaryota; Euglenozoa; Kinetoplastea; Trypanosomatida; Trypanosomatidae
Source: the annotation of a RefSeq genome assembly
AUGCGACUUUUGCUGGGCCUCAUAGCCCAGACCAUGCUGGCCGCCGCUAAGGAAGAUCUCAAUGGCAUUUCAGAUCUGACACUCCGCCUGAUCGCGAUAGAGGUCCUCGCCCGCGUGGUGCGCCGCACCAUAUUCCGCUGGAUGGUGCGCGAGGGUAGCGCACGGUCGCUGAAGACCGCCAACGACUACCUUCAACGUACCGCCGGUUCGCUGCUGCGUACGUCGCAGGCACGCUUUGAGGAGGACCUGCUAUCGCUUAUCCGAGACAUGUUCUGGCUCGACGAGGCAAUCGACACUGCGCCGCACGUGCAGCUGCUCAAGCUCAGACUGCAGGUGAAGGUGGUGUUCAUCGCGAAGCGUUUGUGUGAGCUGCGCGGACUCCGAGCGGUAGGAAGCAGCGUAGCGGAGAUCUUGUGCCAACCUUCACAUCACACCUGCAGCUCCUUAUACUUUCCAGAGCACCAAGAACUGAUAGCGAUGUUGGUGCAGGACAUGCCCAAGCAUUCGCCGGCGUUCAAGGCGACCGAUAUCCUUCCACUGCGCAUCCGCUUUUUCUGCCGUGACGGCUGCCUUGUCGAGGCUUGGCGAGAGGCAGCGCAGCUGGUGGAGUUGCGCGGCCGUAACAUGUCGGAGCGCUUCCUCAACGCGGAGGCGUGGACGACGGCAGCGCUAGUAGCUGCUCACGUUGGAAGAGACGCGGACAGCGCGCAUCUCAUCGAGCGCGCUACUCGCGUCUUCUUCGACAUCCCGGCCUUUCUUUUCCAGUUGACUGCGCCCCAGGUGCGACUGCCGUCCUGCCUGUAGUUCUUCCUCGGGCAGGUGCACGUCAAACUCGCGCAUGGGUUCAUCUGCGUCCAGCAGAGGAUCUCCAAAGAGACUGAGGAGCUGUUUAGUGAGGCACUGCGCCUGUUGGACGUACUCGAGGACGAACGACGGUUACAUGUUUCGCGUCUUCGACAACAGGCUGUCGUCGGUCUCUUCAGCAUCGCCGUGCACUUUGAAAAAGCAAAGGUGGUGCAGCUCGACGCAACGUGGAGUACUGAGCUGCACUCUAUGGCCCCCUCGCUGCAAGGUGCCCGCAUCAGCGAGCUCUUCGGGUCUCUGUUAUUCGACCGGGACAUGUUCCCCAGCGCGGUGGCGAGACUUUGGGAGUGCCUCGAGACAACUGAGCAACUCCUUGGCGUGACGGUUCUCCGUGUGGGUGAGGUGCUCAACAAGCUGACCUACGUCUACUAUCGCUGGGAGGUGCGUCAGUACGGCCUCUUCUGCAGCUGCAUUCUCCACCGAGCCGAGGCUAGCAUGGUGGAGGGGAGCGGGCUUUACUCGGCACUGCACCUCCGCAUCGUCGAGAACAUCGUGCCGUCGUUCAUUCUGCGCGGCGUGUUUGUUGCAGCGUCGAUACAACUCGGCCUGUUUUGCAGCCUUCCGCCUCGAUACACAAAACCCCUCUCGCGUAACUGCCUCGCCAUCCUACGCAUCGCCACCAUUCAAUCCAAACUUCGGGACGUGUUCGGCAGCAUUGCAAUCGUCAUUGUUCAGCAAUACGGGCGCGAAUACCGCAGCCCCGCUCUCCUGCGCGACGUCUGCGAGAGCAGCGCGCAGGGGAUACAGCGUCUCGGACGGGCGUUUCUCGUGCAGCACGCGCUGCUGCACCUCUACUACGGCUCCGUCACUUCUGACGGCAUUGCACUCGCGGCGCCACGCCAUACCAUGCGCCCCCUUCUCGACGGAGCAGCGGCGCUGGAAUUCAGAGCUGCAGCACCCUGGGCUCUUUUCGAUGUGGUCGGGGCGUGCAGAGCAACAGGUGCAGCUCGAGAACGGCAGCAGCUCGUCACGGAGGUUGAGACGCCCGCGGGGGCGUGCCUGAUGGACAUGCAAAGUGGCUCCGUUUGUGGCGUACGUGUCCCAAGGUGCAGCACCUCCGUUGUGUUGCAGAACAUGGUGUUCACGCAGGUGCCAGUGGGUCACCGACUGUCUUCUUUGCAGCUGCGUUUGACUCAACGUCUGUGCUGCAACUUUCAGUGCCUCAUGGCGGUGCCACUGAGCGCGUUGGUCAUCUUCGAAGACAGCGCUUACUACGCCGAGGCGCUUAUACCCCUGCACCAUCACCCGCGCGUUGUUUUCACUCUCGAUGGCUAUAGCACUUGUCCACACGGCGCGGUCGAUUGUGAGCUACAUGGUGUGCCAGUACCAUGAGCCGACAUGACGACGUACCGCGCCGACAGUUGCCAAUGUGUCGAGAUCGUGUCUGGUGCCGACGGCCUUCUUUACCUCACCAAUUCCCUGGGCAUUGUCAGCUCGCUGGUGCAUCAGCAGCCAACACUCGAUGUGUCAACGCUGGCACUACCGGCAAACGUUUUCUCCCUCGCCUGGGAGAAGUGCAACGCCCGGAAGGCGAAGGGGGCAGCUGAUAUGAUGGAACUCGCGCUACGUUCGCAAACGUCCGACGAGUACGGGCUCUUGGGCAUCUUUGUCUUCUCCUACCUUGCCUCGGCGCGCUUCGCCAGGGGAGAAGACCUCGACGGAGCCAAACGCCUCUUCCAGCGGUGCUCAAUGGGGCUCGGGGAAAGCGCCGCAAUUUUCCAAGCUGCGCUCAUCUCGUACACGGAGGGCCGCGCGUGGCUCAGCCGCGGUGCCACGAAUGCUGCCUUGGGUCCGCUACUGCGCUCGCUGACCAUCUAUGCUGAGCGCAUCCGUCUGCACGCCUACGACGGCGCCUUGUGCACCUUCGAAGUUGCGCUCUGGGUGCUUCGGGCCAGCGUAGUGUGGGAGGCAAAGUUGGAUGCAGCAGUGCUGCGCUGUGUCGCUCACGCCGUGGAGUUCGGCGAGCCCACACUGUCUCUCUUUAUAACCUGCGGGCGUUUUCUUUUGUAUGCCCAAAGAGUGGGUGACAUGGCCAUGUCGCAGCACCUCCUUCACCUGCGCGACACAAGGGCGAGGGGACUGCAACCCACUGAACUGGACCGGUACUUGAACGCUCUCCUACAGUGUAGUGAGAGUCUGCAGCGGCGCAGUGGCAACGAGAGCUACAUCGACUGUGUCUUUGUGCUCCAGACGGCGAUUCACAUGGCGGAAGCCGCACCUGUCGAGCCACGGAUGCUUGGUGUGAUACUCAGCAGCUAUGGACUGUUGCUGACAACGGUGAACAAGCUGUAA